UAAAUAGCCCAACUCAAUUGACUGUCAAAUGACUCAAAUCUGUAUCUUCAUCUAACACACUCACGGUGAGUAACGAAGAAUGGAUCUGGAUUCCACCCUCCGCGCCCUUGUUCCUUCUUCCAUCUCUGUUACUAUGCUACUUGGGUUCUUCGCUUACUUGGGAAUUGCUGGAACCGUUAUACCGGGAAAGGUUGUACCAGGUGUGAUCUUAUCAGAUGGCACUCGUCUUCAUUAUCGGUGCAAUGGUUUUUUGACCCUUAUUUUGCUGGUUGCGCUGCUGGGCAUCGGGGUUCGGAUGAGUUUCAUUUCUCCCACUGCAAUAGCAGACAAUGGGCUUGAGCUUUUGUCAGCAACGUUAAUAUUCAGUUUUGUUGUAACAUUGAUACUUUAUGUUGCUGGUCACAGAUCGCACAAUCAGGGUUCAUCCCUGAAGCCUCAUGUCACGGGAAACCUAAUUGAUGACUGGUGGUUUGGAAUACAGCUGAAUCCUCAAUUUAUGGGCAUUGACCUCAAAUUUUUCUUUGUAAGAGCUGGAAUGAUGGGAUGGCUGCUCAUCAAUCUCUCAAUUCUGGCAAAAAGUGUUAAAGAAUCCAACUUGAGCCAAUCAAUGAUCCUUUACCAGAUAUUUUGUGUGUUGUACAUCUUGGACUACUUUUUCUAUGAAGAGUAUAUGACCUCCACGUGGGAUAUAAUCGCAGAAAAAUUGGGAUUCAUGCUGGUUUUUGGGGAUCUAGUUUGGAUUCCCUUCACCUUUAGUAUCCAGGGUUGGUGGCUUCUGAGAAACAAAGUGGAGCUAACAACAGCUGCAGUUAUUGCAAAUUGCAUUGUUUUUCUGAUUGGGUAUCAAGUUUUUAGAGGGGCUAACAAGCAGAAGCAUGUAUUCAAAAAGAACCCGAAAGCGCCAAUAUGGGGUAGACCUCCAAAGGUUAUUGGGGGAAAGUUGCUUGCUUCUGGCUACUGGGGAAUUGCAAGGCACUGCAACUACCUCGGGGAUUUACUACUGGCUGCAUCCUUCAGUUUACCGUGUGGGAUAAUUUCCCCGAUUCCAUAUUUCUAUCCGAUUUAUCUUCUUAUUCUGCUAAUAUGGAGAGAAAGAAGAGACGAAGCUCGAUGCGCAGAGAAGUACAGAGAAGUGUGGGCAGAGUACUGUAAACUUGUUCCAUGGAGGAUAUUACCUUACGCUUAUUAACCAGUGUAUUUGACUAGAUGUAAAAUCCUGGGCAGUUGAUAAUUUUGUCUUGGUGGCUUGUACUGUGCUUAGAAAUACAGUCUAAGCUCCCAUUGCCGUAAGAAUUUUAGAUGCGGGAGAACCUUUCUGAGUGUUGUUUGUAUUUCUUGCACUAAAUCUAUGUUUCCUGUAACGACUGGUUUUGUCAAAUUCAAAGAAGCCAAUCUUGCGGGUUCUUAAGGACA
Messenger RNA from Rhododendron vialii, 1413 nucleotides. Its product is annotated as delta(14)-sterol reductase. Gene Ontology annotation, cellular component: endoplasmic reticulum membrane. Gene Ontology annotation, molecular function: Delta14-sterol reductase activity. The transcript is spliced from 13 exons. Gene Ontology annotation, biological process: sterol biosynthetic process. NCBI's taxonomy places the organism in Eukaryota, Viridiplantae, Streptophyta, Magnoliopsida, Ericales, Ericaceae. The record is from RefSeq and is a predicted model, not a curated record. The coding region runs from base 80 to 1189 and encodes 369 amino acids.